Gloeophyllum trabeum ATCC 11539 is the source of this 1167-nucleotide messenger RNA. RefSeq names its product Aldo/keto reductase. Lineage: Eukaryota; Fungi; Basidiomycota; Agaricomycetes; Gloeophyllales; Gloeophyllaceae. The coding region runs from base 23 to 1069 and encodes 348 amino acids. The record is from RefSeq and is a predicted model, not a curated record. The transcript is spliced from 14 exons.
GUGGAAGUUGCACUCGUAGAAAAUGUCGACGGCCCCAAAGAAAAUACCGUAUGUUCGGCUUGGAGCGUCAGGCCUGAAGGUUUCGAAGAUCAUACUUGGCACCAUGCAGUAUGGGCAUAAGGGUUGGGGAGACUGGCUUAUUGACGACCAGAAGGAAGUUACAAGCCACAUCAAAUACGCAUACGAGCAUGGCAUAAAUGCCUUCGAUACUGCCAACACGUACUCCAACGGUCUAUCAGAGAUCAUGCUCGGGAAGGCUAUCAAGGAGCUGAACCUUCCUCGGGAGGAAAUCGUCGUACUAACAAAGGUCUAUAACCCUGUUGCCAAAGAAUACGGAAUUCCAAUAAUGGCGUUGCGUGGCAAGGAGGAUUCCAUGGGCUUGGUCAAUCAGUACGGGCUGAGCCGGAAGCACAUAUUCGACUCGGUCAAGCAUAGCUUGGAGCGCCUCCAGCUGGACUAUAUUGACGUAUUGCAAUGCCAUCGAUUCGACCCUCAGACGCCUCUCGAGGAGACAAUGCAAGCCCUGCAUGAUGUCGUGAAGGCGGGCUACGUACGGUACAUCGGCAUGAGUUCUUGCUAUGCAUAUCAAUUCCAGGCCAUGCAAAACUACGCAAUCACCCACAACUUAACGCCGUUCAUCUCCAUGCAGAACCACUACAGCGCUAUCUACCGUGAAGAAGAACGUGAGAUGUUCCCUACCCUGAAGAUGUUCGGUGUUGGGUCCAUUCCCUGGUCCCCUCUUGCUAGAGGGCUAAUCACCAGACCACUCAGCGAGCAGACACUGCGUGGCGAGACGGACUGGUUCAUCCAGACUUAUAGGAAAGGCCUGGGUACUACCGACAUAGUCAACAGGAUCGAGGAACUCGCGAAGAAGCGAGGCGUAAGCAUGGCUCAGAUCAGCAUAGCCUGGAUCCUAAGCAAAGAGGGUAUCUCGGCGCCAAUCGUCGGGACCACUAAACUCAAGAACUUGGAAGACAUCAUUGGCGGCGUUCAUCUGCAGCUGGCGCCGGAGGAGAUUGCAUACAUCGAAGAGCCAUACAAGCCUGUAUCUAUUAUGGGUCAUACGUAGAGGUCCAUGUACGCAGGCAGGUUAGUUGUACCCGUACGAUGAGAUGAUCACUGGCUUUCUUGAGUGCCUACAAAUCAGGAAGGAAUUUUGAUAGCGAA